AUGGCUCAUAAAGAAGCCUUGUUGAUGAUUCUCCUUUCCCAAUUAGCAAUUACAAAUACUCUAGCUGCGUUACCAAAAUUCACGUCCAUUUUGAUAUUCGGAGAUUCUUUAUUAGACACCGGCAAUAACAACUUCUUAUCGACGAAUGUAAAAUCCAACCACACGCCAUACGGGAAAGACUUCCCUGGAGGCAUAGCCACAGGAAGAUUCUCUAACGGAGUCCUUAUGUCGGACAUGCUCGCAUCGGGUCUCGGAAUCAAGGAACUCGUUCCUCCCUUCCUCGACCCGAAACUUAAAGACAGCGAACUUCGAACCGGGGUAUGUUUCGCCUCGGCUGGAUCGGGGUACGACGAUAGAACUGCGACUAACAGAAACGUGCUGCCGGUGAUGCAGCAGCCGGCUUACUUGGCGAACUAUACCAAGAGGCUAAAGGCUGUGGUUGGUGAAGCAGAAGGGAAUAGGAUUGUGAAAGGGUCUUUGGCUGUUGUGUUCUCCGGUUCUAAUGACAUGAUUGCGAGUAGUCGUCGUCAUGAGCUCGGUCUAGAUUCUUACGAUGAUUUUCUUUUGUCAAAGGUCACCGAUUUCAUCAAGGCAUUACUCGAUCAUCACUCCUGUCUUCAAUUAUAUGCACAAGGGGUGAGGAACAUACUUGUAGGAGACAUCCCACCUCUUAGAGUGGAUGCGCCUUCAUACAAUAAAAAGCUUAAGGAGUUGCUUCCGAAACUGCAAACGCAGUUACCAGGAAGUAAACUGGUUUUCGCAGAUCUAUCGGAAGCUUUGACAGAAGUAUUGUUGAAAGGUUUCCUAAGGGGUUCAAGUAUUACAGACUUGCUUGGUCAGUGCUGUCCAGGAUUAUGCACUGCUGAGCAAAAGCCAUGUGAAAAUGCAGAUAAAUUCUACAGAUGGGAUACUUUUCAUCCUACUCAAGCUGUUUAUAGACUAGUAACCAAAUAUUUGCUUGAAAAUGACAUUCCUAAAUUUGCAUGA
This is a messenger RNA of Impatiens glandulifera, 987 nucleotides long. RefSeq names its product GDSL esterase/lipase At2g30220-like. The transcript has 3 exons. The record is from RefSeq and is a predicted model, not a curated record. The coding region runs from base 1 to 987 and encodes 328 amino acids. Gene Ontology annotation, biological process: lipid metabolic process. Lineage: Eukaryota; Viridiplantae; Streptophyta; Magnoliopsida; Ericales; Balsaminaceae. Gene Ontology annotation, molecular function: lipase activity.